GCCAGUAUUUUCCACAGCUGCAUUACAAAGAGGUCGCUCUCCUCCUGGCAGAAAAUUGGUGGUUUUCCAGUGACCAGCGAAGUGCUUGGAUGAGUUAAGAAAUAGGAAUAUGUCCGUCAUGUAGAAUACAGGAUUGAGCUGCCUUAAUAGAGAUGAAUUUUGCCAGAAGGCCUUUGUUGCAAAGUGUGACAAGGCUUAGAACCUUGGGAUGUUAUGCUAGGCCAAGGCCUAUCUUGUGUGUGGUGAACUCGAAUAACUCGGCAAAUGAUUUAAAAUUUGCGAGAAUAACAUCUCGUUUUUUGAAUACAAAGGAAGAAAACCCUCACAAAAAAGGAAGAUUCCAAGAAAUUGACGAUCAUGGAUUCCAAAUACCGAUUGAAGAUUCUACUAGAUACACAGAUGAAGAGAAAGCACGAAGAAAAAAGAUGGGUCAAUACUACUCUAUGCUAAUUGCAGCUUUGGUUGGGUUGAUUUCUUCUUCAUACCUUUUGUAUAUAAGAAUGGUUAAUGUUGAAGCAAAGGCCUUAGAAGAUGGAUCACAAGAGACAUUACGAGAUCAAGAGAGAGAAGAACAACAAGCCACACAAGUGAAUACAAAAGCGACAGAAAAAGUUGCUCUGCACAAGAGCAAAGCAGGUUUCAGGGAGAGAAAAAUAAUUGAAUAUGAAAACAGAAUAAGAGCUUACAGCACACCAGACAAGGUAUUCCGGUAUUUCGCAACUUUACAAGAUGCAGAAACCAGCACAAUCUAUAUGAAACCAGAAGAUUUCGUAAGGUCUUUGACUCCUGAUACUAUGCAGCCAGAAGGCCUUGGACUUGACCAGUUCCACAAAUUUGAUAGAAAGAGCAAAAAGCUUAAAUACAAGAGUAAAUUAUUUGGAGAUGAAAGUGUUUUCAAAUGCUUUGGUGAAGGUGGCCUAAUCUCAUUUUCUGAUUAUGUCUUUCUUCUGACAGUCCUUGGAACUCCAGAAAGGCAUGUUGAUAUUGCAUUUAGAAUGUUUGAUUUAAAUGGCGAUGGUGAGGUAUCUUUGGAAGAGUUCAAAAGGGUCAAGAAUGUGUUUUUGUCAAUGACAACGACAGGAGCCAGACAUCGCGACAGAAGCACAACAGGAAAUGUGCUUGUAGAAGAAUCUCAUUCUGGUAUUAUGGCCUACUUUUUUGGCGAAAAUGGCAAAGGAAAACUGACAGUUGAUGCGUUUGUAAAUUUCAAAAGAAAACUCCAGAGGCAGGUCAUGAGGCUAGAGUUUGAGAGCUACAAUCCACAAAAUAACUGCAUAAAAGAAGUUGAAUUUGCCGAAAUUCUAAUGACAUACGCAAGUCUGUCUGAUAAACAGCGAAAGAAGAAAAUAAAGAAAGUUAAGAAGACAUUUAGGCCGGCAGAAUCUGAGGGCAUUCUGUUCAGUGACUACUUGGAUUUCUUCAGCUUUCUGAUCAAUAUUCGAGACGUUGACAUGGCACUAAGCUUCCAUACCGUCGCUGGACAAGCCGUAGAUCCAGAAACUUUCAAACAAGUGGCCCAAACUGUAGCUGGUGUGAAUCUUCGAGACCAUCUCGUUGAUGUUGUGUUUAAACUAUUUGAUGAAAACGAUGAUGGUCAUCUUAGCAACAAAGAAUUCGUUGCUGUAAUGAAAGACAAGUUAUUCAGAGGAUUAAACAAACCCAAAGACACUGGAUUGACCCGUUUCCUGUCUUCCAUACUCAUUUGUGCCAAGCAACACAUUCCAGAUUAUUGGACAAGCCCGCCAAAAUAGGAACUUAUAACAUUCAACAGGGUUUAUCUUGUUUGUCGCUGUAACCUUGUUACGUAAUAACGGGCUGAAUGUUAAAUGAUAGCUAAUGUUUUCUGAGUCCUAGCUUUAAUUAUGACAUAUGUAGCUGGGGUCUAGACUUGCUAAAGCAGUGUGUUCUUACUUUCCUGUAUGAUUGCACUUCAACUGGAUGUAUUAUUUAAUACUUAAAUUUAUUCAAAAACGUUUAAAUGCUAAUAAAA
Molecule: messenger RNA, 1990 nt
Organism: Rhopilema esculentum
Lineage: Eukaryota; Metazoa; Cnidaria; Scyphozoa; Rhizostomeae; Rhizostomatidae
Product: calcium uptake protein 1, mitochondrial
Biological process (GO): calcium import into the mitochondrion; mitochondrial calcium ion homeostasis
Cellular component (GO): uniplex complex
Molecular function (GO): calcium ion binding
Source: RefSeq, a predicted model, not a curated record